CCCUGCCGGCCGCUGCAGUGGCGGCGUCAGGUGGGAGCGCGAGCCGCAGAGACCCGGGCGUGGCGGCUGCCGCAGUGGGAGUCGGAGCCCGGCUCUCGGCGCGGCCCUGGGCGCCCCAGGAAGGAAGGGACGGGGACGCAGUCGCCGAGGAGACGCCGGGGCAGAGGGGCGCCGAGCAGCCGGGAGUCGCCCGUCUCCAGGCGCGGAGAGCCUGGGGCAUGCAGGCGACGCCGCCGGGGGUCCCGCCGCCCCUCAGGAGCCCGCCGGGCGCGCGCUUGCAGCCGGACGAGGGCGGGAGAGGACGCGCAGCCGCGAGCGAGCGCGGCAGGAUGAGCGGCGAGGGCGACUACAACUUCAGGAGGGUGGCGAUCCGGAGAAAGUCCAACCCCUCCUACCUGCCGCCCGGGACCCCCCGGCCCUGGAGUCGGCCCCCGUCGCACCUGGGAUGGGCCGAGAAGGCCACCUUCCGGAGCCAGGCACCCGCAGGCGCCCUAGAUCCCUGUAUCCUUCAUGAUAAAUUUUGCAUUUUUAAGAUUCCACCAAAGUUGGGAUCUUUCAGCCCUGCAGCAAGCAUUUCAGUGUUUCCCAUGGACCAGGCGGUUAUGCUGGGGCCUAGAAAUCAAGGCUGCAGUAUCUGUCCAAAGAUCACUAGAAUUCCACCUUCUUUGAAGAGCAGCACAGCCACGCUGGUUGAUCAGAAUGUAUCUGCUGAAGAGGCUCAGGGAAUAAAUGGGAAAACGCCAGCAAAACACGCAGCUGCAAGUCCAAAGCCACAAGUGCCUCCAAAGCCAUUUCAUCUGCAGAAUUCACCUUCGUCCAACAUACACCAAACCCCCAGGCAUAAAGCUUUAUCUAGUGCAAAACCAAGGAUGGAGGAAGUUAAACCUGCCUCUGCUUCUUGUGUCUCAAAAGAAAAACCCAGUAAGGUAUCAGAUCUCAUCAGUCGCUUUGAAGGAGGCAGCCCAUUAUCAAAUUACAGUGAUUUGAAAAAAGAUCCUGCUGUGAACCUCAAUGUUCCUAGAACCCCAGGAAGGCACGGAUUGACAACCACACCUCAGCAAAAGCUCCUCUCCCAGUGCUCACCCCGGAAGCAGGGACAUAAUCCAGAUCAAGCUCAGGGUGUACAGACUCGUGUGGCUAACGGCAUAAUAGCAGCACAAAACCAGAUGGAAUGUGAAGAGGAUAAAGCAGCCGCUCUCAGCGCAGAAACUCCUAUUCAAACUUCGGAACCCUCGCCCGAUACCAGCUUAGUGAAUGGAGAAAGAGAAGAAACAACCACGGGACCUGCAUCACCCACGGCAAAUCACUGCGAUGGAAACGCUGAUGACAGGACCCCGGGCGUCGGCCCAGCGCUCCCCCUGGGAGAAGGAAGGGCAGACGCAGAAACCAAGGUGCAGGAGAGGGAAAACGGAGAGAGUCCCCUGGAGCUGGACCAGCUGGACCAGCACCAUGAGAUGAAGGAGACUGAUGAGCAAAAACUUCACAAAAUAGCCAAUGAACUUUUGCUUACAGAAAGAGCUUACGUCAGCCGACUUGACCUCUUAGAUCAGGUAUUUUAUUGCAAACUAUUGGAAGAAGCAAAUCGAGGCUCAUUUCCAGCAGAGAUGGUGAAUAAAAUCUUUUCUAAUAUUUCGUCAAUAAAUGCCUUCCACAGUAAAUUCCUCCUGCCGGAGCUGGAGAAAAGAAUGCAAGAAUGGGAAACUACCCCUAGAAUUGGUGACAUUCUCCAGAAAUUGGCGCCAUUCCUUAAGAUGUACGGAGAAUAUGUGAAGGGGUUUGAUCAUGCAAUGGAACUGGUUAAAAACAUGACGGAGCGUAUUCCCCAGUUCAAAUCAGUAGUUGAAGACAUUCAGAAACAGAGGAUCUGUGGGAACUUGACUUUGCAGCAUCACAUGCUGGAACCCGUCCAGCGGAUCCCCCGGUAUGAGAUGCUCCUGAAGGACUACCUGAGGAAACUGCCCCCUGAUUCUCCGGACUGGAAUGAUGCUAAAAAAUCACUUGAAAUUAUAUCUACAGCAGCAAGCCAUUCUAAUAGUGCAAUAAGAAAAAUGGAGAACCUAAAGAAACUCUUAGAGAUUUAUGAAAUGUUGGGAGAAGAAGAAGACAUUGUGAAUCCUUCGAAUGAACUAAUAAAAGAAGGGCAGAUUCUCAAGCUAGCGGCUCGGAACACGUCUGCACAGGAGCGCUACCUUUUCUUAUUCAACAACAUGUUGCUGUACUGUGUGCCAAGGUUCAGCUUGGUGGGCUCCAAAUUCACGGUUCGAACCAGGGUUGGCAUCGAUGGAAUGAAAAUCGUGGAGACGCACAAUGAGGAGUACCCGCACACUUUCCAGGUGUCCGGGAAGGAGAGGACGCUGGAGCUGCAGGCCAGUUCUGAGCAAGACAAAGAAGAAUGGAUCAAGGCACUUCAGGAGACGAUUGAUGCUUUCCAUCAGAGGCAUGAAACCUUCAGAAAUGCGAUUGCGAAGGAUAAUGACAUCCACUUAGAGGUCUCUACUGCUGAGCUAGGGAAACGGGCCCCGAGAUGGAUACGGGACAAUGAAGUGACCAUGUGCAUGAAAUGCAAGGAGCCUUUUAAUGCGCUGACAAGGAGAAGGCAUCACUGCCGAGCAUGUGGACACGUGGUUUGCUGGAAGUGUUCUGAUUACAAAGCUCAGCUUGAAUAUGAUGGUGGUAAAUUGAGCAAAGUGUGUAAAGACUGUUAUCAAAUAAUAAGUGGAUUCACAGACAGUGAAGAAAAGAAAAGAAAAGGAAUUUUAGAGAUUGAAUCGGCAGAAGUAUCUGGGAACAGCGUGGUGUGCAGCUUCCUUCAGUACAUGGAGAAGUCAAAACCUUGGCAGAAAGCUUGGUGUGUGAUCCCCAAGCAAGACCCCCUCGUGCUGUACAUGUACGGGGCCCCCCAGGACGUCAGAGCACAGGCCACCAUUCCACUCCUGGGCUAUGUCGUGGACGAUAUGCCGAGGAGUGCAGACCUGCCGCACAGUUUCAAACUGACCCAGUCCAAGUCCGUGCACAGCUUUGCUGCAGACAGUGAGGAGCUGAAGCAGAAGUGGCUGAAGAUCAUCCUCUUAGCUGUCACAGGUGAGACACCAGAUGGCCCUAGCAAGCAGCCAGACGCUUUGGACGAGCAUCCUGAAUCUAAGAGACAGUCCGAAUGCUGAGCCCCAGGACCGUCCGUGGUGUGGGGGCCAAGGGGGUCUCAAGAUUUACAGCUCAAGACAUUCCCAGCUCUCCUUACUCCUCUCCUAGCACUUUAUGUUGAAAACACGGGCCCAAAUGCAUCUUUUGGGGGCACUAUUUUCCUAUGUUUAUGUACUCUUAGUGAGAUUAAUGUGCAGAGCCAUUCUACCCAUAAAAAGUUUGAAAUAAUGUGAAAAAUGGAGCUUUUUUUAAAUGAGCUAUUCCUUGAAUAUGUACUUUUGGGGAAAAAAAAAGUGGUAUCAAUUAAUUCUGUCAUUUCAGGUUAGAAAAGGCCACUUCAUUUAAGGAAUCCUUUAACGUCUUCACUUUCACAUGUAGGAUUGUAACAGUUUGAAAGAUAUACCUCUAUGUUGCCAAAAUAGAUCUACGGUUUAAAAAAAUACAGGGACAGUUUAGAAUAUCAUAUUAACUUAUUUUAUUUAGUUUAUAAAGCUCAAGCUGCAUAAAUGAUGUAUGUUCUUUUAAAACAAAAAGGACAAAUUGUUGGUGUUCAAACUUUCAACUUAUUGAGAAAAGAUAAUACUUGUUUUUAUAGAAAUACUCCUAAGAAUAAAAUAUCUUAAAUAUAUAGCGAUUAUGUAUAUAUAGUAUUAAAUAUAAAUAUAUAUAUACACACACACUAUAUGUGCUUUUUUCUUCAGCUUAAGGCUCAUAUUUGUUUUCUAAUUUAUUUUUUAAAUAUACAGCAUGUUUUAUCUUGGAAUGGAGCAGUGUUCUAAACUUAAGAAAUGUUUUUGGUGACUUAUGUUUUAGCUGGUUGACAUCCAAGGGUAUUGAUAUUUUUAUAAUAAGAAGACGCUGUAAUUUAUGUGGCAUGGGUUGUAUUAGUGAGUUCCAACGGUAUUUUUAAAGUACUGUUUUUCUUUGUUCUGUGCCUAUUUAAAACAGUGCCUCUCUUUGAAGGUGCUAAUAAUGCCUACUUAAGUGUAAUAUGAGGGUUUAAUUAAUGCUUCAGUCUUGGUUAUUCUGAGAAAAGGUGCAUUCCGGUCGCGGGGUGGUCAGAGUCAUGCAGGUUGCUGUCCCUUGUGCAGCCCUCUGAUUGUCACAGCAGUUAUUAAAAUCAGCACGUACAAGACAGCUGACCCUACGCAGAGCUGGGACAUUUGGAAACUACAUUUAUUGUUACGUUUUUCUUCUCCGUAAGACUGUUAAGUGUGGUUAAAUGAGGACUAUGUAUAAUUAACACUUAAGAUAAUUGUGUGAGCCUAUUCCUUUGUCAGACUGAAACAAAAUUCACAUAAGAUUACCUGUGUUUGGGGGGUGGGGUGGGUAGGUAAUUGAAGACAGUUUAUGUUCAACUCUAAACCACAUCACUAAAGAAGAGUGGGAGAAAAUACAAUAUAGAAAAAUGAUAUUUUGAUGGCAGGUUUGGGGGAGGUACAUAAUGACUCAUGCGAGUUUGAGCAUUUUUUCCCCCAUUUAUCCUCUGGGGAGUUUUAACAGACAAAGUGUGACUCCUUGUCACAAAGGCUGCUCUUUAUUAUAUUGUAGUUAUGAUUAAAAUCUCACAUUAAGUUGGCUAUUUAAGUUAGUGCUGUUCUCAAAAUUAGAUCUUUUUUUUUUAAAUUUACUCUGUCAUGUUCCAAACGUUGUCACUUUUUAAUGUAUCUCUCUGCUAGAAAUCCCCAAGAACGACCCCACUGUCCUCAGCUUUUGGGGGAUUAUACCUUAAAUGUAGGACAGAUGCACUCAGGACUUGCGAUUCAUUUAUUCAGGCCCUGUUUUUUUAGAGAAAUAUUUGAAAUAUCUCCUUUUCCCCCCUCGUACCCCUAAGAAGCAGGUGAACUUACGAUGGCGGACAUGAUUUGGCUGCCUUCCUCUGCAAAAGGAAUACCAGCCAGGAUUGUUAAUAUUAAACCAGGUACUUGGAGUCAAAAAGAGAGAAGGUAGCUUCUUAGGCCCUGUUAAAUUAAGGAUGGACUAAAAAAGUUUUGCAUUGCUUCUCUUUUCUAGUUGCCAAGUGUGCAUAUGUGUGUGUGAGUUCAGAGGUGGUUACUAAGGUUAAACUAUACCGAUGGAUCGUGAUGCUUUGGUUUGAAUCUCAAGAAGAGAGAAGCGGGAAAAAUGUAGAAUCAGUACCAGGAGAUGGGGACUUUUGUAACUGGGGACAGAACAACGGAAACGCGGAGGGCAAUUAGGAGAUUAACGAGCCAGAUUAUUUUUGAAAACUAUUCUAACGGCAAGAAAGCUACAUUACCACUACCAGUAAGUUCUUCUGGAAUAGAAGUAACAUGGACGUAUUCAAGGUUUGGCUCAGUAAAUAUCAAAUGUGAUUUAAUUUAGAUACUGAAAGAAAACUCAUGGAAAGGGAAUAAUAUCACGCUUUAACAUUCUCUUUAAUUUUUUUCCCAAAAAAUUAGACAUAUUAGUAUUGGAAGAGAAUUUCUACUUAUCCAGUCACGAUCUUUGCGUGACACGUGCUCUUUUGCCGCGCAGAGAGAAGCAGUGAAGGAGCCUUAUGCCUGUUUCUUGUUAAAGUAUCACUAACGCUUUUACUUGGAGAAAGGCAAAGGAGUGCUCUUAGCCAUCUUAAAAGACUCAACCGAAAGACCUUAAAGUGUGGUUGAUUGGUUAGAAGAAGAAUCUGUCUUUUGCUGUCUGAGACACCUGAGCAGUCAUGGCAAAUUGAACCUAGAAAAAUAACUGGUUGCUCUACUAUUAAAACCAACAUUCCAUUUGGGUCCUAUUUUUUAGAAUAUUGUCUCUAAUUUGGUGCUUUCCAAGUCAUCUUUUCUUUAAAGUGCCCUUCCUCCAAACUUAAAAAAUACUUCUUUGAUAAGAACUGCUCUUCAUUAUAAAACAUUCCGAUUUUUUUACACUUUAAUUUUUCUUUAUCGAAGGUCUGUCACUUGGUAUAUUAACUAUGAAUGUAGUGCAGACGUAUCUCCAGGUUUUAAGUGGGGCCCAAUGAUGGAAAGUGCCACCAGCCACUUUUGUGAUAAUGGCAUCUCCAGUGCCAUCGUGUAUGCAAGCAAUAACGCUCUUCAGGGUAGGUUUUUAUACCGAAAUUUUAAUGUGAGCAUUCCCAAGUGAUGCCAGAAUUCAAAUUGCUCAGUGUAGGAAAGAGAAAGUGUGUGUGGUAGGGGCGGGGGGUGGGGGGGAGGCAGACAACAUCAUUCCUUGGAUUCAAGUAACUAUCAAAAGCCUUUUUUACUUUUGCAAAGGGUACGGAUGGUAAAAACAGCCAAACACACCUGUACUGCUUUAUCAAGUUACAUUUCGUUUUCCAUGAAGUUUAAUACAGAUUGGCGUCCUUAUCUUCACGGGGUGACAUACCCCAAUUUUUAAAAAUUACCAACCUUUUUAUUGUCUACUUUGUGGAAACAGGGUUUUUUGUUGUUUUUUUUUUCCCUCAACCCCUUCUAAUUUUAGAUCUCAUUUCUGGUUAUACUCAAAGCCUUAAGUUCUUAUUCUGAGUGUAUUACCUGUGAUAACUGUAAUAAUGACCUUUCUGGGCUGAAAUAUCCUGGGCUGAAUAUCCUGAGAAAAAAGGCAUCAAGAGAAGCAAAUAAAACUUUUGAGGACAAAGGUCUUCCCGCCCCCCCCCCCCCACCAGGCAUCCUUGCUGUAAUGCAGAAUCGAACAUUAAUUACAAUUUUCUAUAUCACGUGAUGUUCCUAUUAGCGGGUCUAAGAUUAAGCACAUGGUAUUUAUAAGCUAAAAUUAAUUCGAAAGGCAAGAAUGUCUUAAUGUCUUCAUUCUUAAAUUUUGUAUUCUUCACGAAUGUAUUCAUAUAAAACUGGGUAACCUGUUCUUAAUAGGAUUGUAUUGUACAUCUGUAACAUCUGUAAUGGAUCCUGUUAACUUCUUCAUUCUCAUCCAAUUUUAGUAGAAUCCAGUUGCUUUUUAUUUCCAUAUUACGAUCUACUAUGGAUUCUUCAGGUUUAGAAAAUAUGAGUAUGAUAUAUAAAAGCCACUAGAUCCACUUUUAAAACCCUUCCUGUGAAUUUAUGUGUAUGUAAAUAUGUAAAAACUGCUGAUUUCCAAUUCUGUUUUUCCAUAGGAAUGAAAUUUUUAUAGAAACUGUUCUUUUUAACUUAACUAUUUUAACAUAAAUUAUUUACAUGGAUUUUUUGGUAUAAUUCAUUCUUAUGUAUGCCCUGUAAUCAUGUUGUCAUGGAAGACGACCGCUUUCUUUACUGAUAUGUAGAGAGGAAUUGGAGACGCACUGAGACAAGCAAGAAUGGACAGACAGAUGGACAGAAGGAGUCCAUCGGUCUCCAAAUCAGAGCAAUAUAUGUUAGGAUAAGAGAAAAA
Messenger RNA from Camelus dromedarius (Arabian camel), 7458 nucleotides. It is a transcript of the gene FGD4, whose product is annotated as FYVE, RhoGEF and PH domain containing 4. Gene Ontology annotation, biological process: cytoskeleton organization; filopodium assembly. Gene Ontology annotation, cellular component: cytoplasm. The transcript is spliced from 18 exons. Bases 219 to 3161 code for a protein of 980 amino acids. Gene Ontology annotation, molecular function: metal ion binding; guanyl-nucleotide exchange factor activity. NCBI's taxonomy places the organism in Eukaryota, Metazoa, Chordata, Mammalia, Artiodactyla, Camelidae. The record is from RefSeq and is a predicted model, not a curated record.